Messenger RNA from Symbiodinium necroappetens, 1089 nucleotides. The record is from the annotation of a GenBank genome assembly. NCBI's taxonomy places the organism in Eukaryota, Dinophyceae, Suessiales, Symbiodiniaceae.
AUGCAACCGACCACCCUCCCAUCCCCCCUCGGCCGAACCCUCGCCCGCUUCACCGCCGACUCCAACCUCAGCGCCCCCGCAGCGCGCGAGCGCUACACCCGCGCCCUCCGCACCGGCGACCUCGCCCCAUUCCCGAACGCCUUCGCCCCCGCUCCCCACCGCAUCGAAGAGUCCGAAGCCGACGGCCUCACCACACGCAAGUUCCUCCUCAAACUCCGCGGAACACCCAACGACCCCGCCGGCCGCUCGCUCCCCCAGGUCACGAACAGCACCGACCUCGAGACCGAGUCCGUCAUCAUCCCCAUGCGCAAACGCCACGGGAUCUCCCACACCCUCUGCGUCUCCUCCCAGGUCGGCUGCGCCAUGGGCUGCGAGUUCUGCGAAACCGCGCAGAUGGGCCUCCUCCGCUCCCUGACGAGCGAAGAGAUCCUCGCCCAGUGGUUCGCCGCCAAGCACCACCUCGGCGUCGACAUCACCAACAUCGUCUUCAUGGGCAUGGGCGAGCCCCUCGACAACAUCGACGCCGUCAUCGCCGCCAUCGAAGCCCUCACCGACCACGCCGGCGCCGCCGUCGCCAUGCGCCGCAUCACCGUCUCCACCGUCGGCCGCCUCGACGGCAUCGCCAAGCUCCGCGAGUUCGCCUCACGCGAGGGCAACAAACAGCUCGGCCUCGCCGUCUCCAUCAACGCCCCCAACGACGAGAUCCGCAACACCAUCAUGCCCAUCAACAAGGCCAUGCCCCUCGCGGACCUCAUCCCCGCCCUCGAACGCUGGCCCGUCAAGGCCAACUCCAAGAUCUGCGCCGAAUACGUCCUCAUCCCCGGCGUCAACGACGCCGCCGAGCACGCCGACGAAAUCGCCGACCGCCUCCGCAACGUCCCCUGCUGCCUCAACGUCAUCCCCUACAACCCACGCCGAAACUCACCCUGGCCAGCGCCGACCGAAGAGUCCGUCCAGGCCUUCCUCCGCCGCCUCGAAUCCCGCGGCCAGUUCUGCAAGCAACGCAAGACCAAAGGCCGAGACACCAUGGCCGCCUGCGGCCAGCUCGGCAACGAAAACAUCCGCAAACGAAAACUCGUCACCCAAUAG